Molecule: messenger RNA, 8289 nt
Organism: Saccostrea echinata
Lineage: Eukaryota; Metazoa; Mollusca; Bivalvia; Ostreida; Ostreidae
Exons: 1
Coding region: 1-8289 (2762 amino acids)
Biological process (GO): telomere maintenance; DNA repair
Molecular function (GO): DNA helicase activity; ATP hydrolysis activity
Source: RefSeq, a predicted model, not a curated record
AUGGCAAAGAAAAAGAGAGCUGUUACUGGUAGAAGGCAACGUGAAAGAGAGAGAGCUAGAAAGAGGCAGCAGAGACAGAAACCUGCAACUCUAGAUGUGUCACCAGACAAGACAGUGACAGAGUGCUCUGUUCCUUGCGGGACGGAGGAUGGAGCUAUGUCAGCUCCUCCCGGUAAUUUUCCGGGACUUGGUUCGAUGGGGUUUCCACCUAAAGAGGAAAAACCCCUGGCCAGAGUGCAGGCCUCGCCUCGAGUGAGAAUGCAUUCACUUGCCUCGAGGUUGCCAUCUCCUCGGGGAAGUCGUCUGUUUGUCCGUAACGAGGACAAGGCACCGUCCCCUGACUCCCCAGCGUGGGUUUGUGCUCCACCGAGGGCACCUGGAUCGGGCAUAGUGCAUAUGUCUGGUCCAGCAGGUCAGGCGCAGCUGGAUACCUCCAGGGAGGAGGAGACCAGUAGGAUAUCAAAAGGUGAGGGCACUUUGAAGGAUACUAAAAAGGAAACUGAACGAAUAUCAAAAGGAAAUUUGAAUGAAUGUUAUAUAGAAUCUGAAAUGACAACAAAUGGAAAUGAGAAUGAGAACAAUGAAAAACAUACUAUUUCAGAGAAUGUUUGUGAUGAGGAAAAGAAUAAAACAAAUGAAGAUCAGUAUUGGCAGAAUUUACCUAAGGAAGGUAACUAUGAAAUAUCCUUUUCAGUUCAAGGCUCUUUUCACCAAGCUCAUCCUAUGUUUGAAGAGAAUGCUGGGACACAGUGUGUUGCUAAUUGUUUAGCAGGAUUGGCUUAUCACAAACUUAGGAAUGCAAAGAGUUGGACAACAAUGGAUAUGGACAGAAUUUUAAUGACAGGUGAUGAAUUGUACACAUAUUUGCAAAGAAGCUCAUCAAUCAGUGAUAGGUAUUUGCUUGUAGAGGAAUUACCACAAUUCUUUGAAUGCUUUAAUCGAUCUUAUCAGUUUCUUGCAAAUCAGACAUAUGCAAGUGUUAUUAUGGCAAAUGAUGGAAUAAACUAUGCAGAGUUUAAUGCACUACCACUAGAUGAAGCACUUCAGGUUGCCCUUUCAGACACUGAUGGCUGUUUUGUAUGCUUUGGUGGAAAUACUAUGCUUAUAGGAGUAACAGAAAGUGGUUUCUUUGCUUUUGACUUUCAUUCCAGAAGUUCGGUUGGAAUGUUAAGUGUGACUGGAAGGAGCACAAGAAUUUUAUUUCAGCAUGUAAAUGAAGUGUAUUCACAUCUUCAAGGUCUUGCUUUUUCAAUGGGAUAUACAAAAGGCGUUGAAUGUAACUUGACUGGUGUCUACUGCAAGAUGGGUGAUAUCGCAAAUGUCAGCGAUUUGUUUGAGGUGGAAGAAAAUAUUGAUGAAAAAUCUCAAGAGUCAGAGUUUUCUGGGGGUACCACAUAUGAAACAGGUGAUAAAGAUGAUGACUUGAUUUUUAUUAGUCAUGAGCAGUUCCAGUUUAGCUUUAUUCCCUUGAGUACAAACUUGAGGAAACACCUUUGUCAAAAUUUGAACAUUCCAUUCAUUUCCAUUGGAAAUUUUGGUGAUAUCCAGUGUUCUAGAACUAAUAUUUCAGAACCAUUGUUUGAAAAGGAAAUAAUAGGAGAUGGAAACUGCUUCUUCAGAGCUAUUUCAUUCAGUCUUACGAAUUCGGAGGAUUUCCAUCAUGUAAUACGCAAUGCUGUCUGCGAGCAUAUAAUAGGAAACAAAGAGUUAUUUAAACCAUUCCUAAAAGAUGGUGUACAGUCUGUAGAAAGUCACCUGUCUUCUACACGAAUGUCACAGGAAGGUAGUUGGGCUACUGAAGUUGAAAUAUUUGCAACAGCUCAUCUUCUAAAUAUUGAUAUAUACACUUACUCCGGAGAAUGUUGGUUAAGGUUUUUAGUUGCUGAAGUAGAACCUUGUGUGCAAAGCAAAACUGGAGCAAUUUAUCUGAAUCACCACCAACAGAACCAUUACAAUGUUGUACUGUCUGUUAAUGAAGAGGAAUUCGACUUAGCCCGUAAGCAACAGUUUAAAACUUCUCAAGAGUAUGAAAAGCGAUACCAUAACCGAACACGUAUGCAAGUGAAAAGGCAAUCUAGAGCAGAGAAAUCAGAAAAAUUAAGUGCUGUCAAGAAACAGAAUGAGUGUUUAAGACAGAGAUAUAGGGAAGAUAAAGAAUUUAGAGAUGAGAAACUGAAAACACUUUUUUUAAAGUAUGCAACAGAUGAUGAUUACAGAGAAAAUGUCAAGAAGAGAGGUAUUGAUAGAUAUGCAAUAAAUGAGGAGUAUAGGGAAGGUGUCAAAAGGAGAAGUAUUGACAAGUAUGCAACAGAUUUUGAUCACGGGGAAGAUGUCAGAAAGAGAAGUAUUAACAAGUAUGCAACAAAAGUUGAUCACAGGGAAGAUGUCAGAAAGAGAAGUAUUGACAAGUACGCAACAAAUGAUGAACACAGGGAAGAUGUCAGAAAGAGAAGUACUGACAAGUAUGCAACAGAUGAUGAUCACAGGGAAGAUGUCAGAAAGAGAAGUAUUGACAAGUAUGCAACAAAUGAUGAACACAGGGAAGAUGUCAGAAAGAGAAGUACUGACAAGUAUGCAACAGAUGAUGAUCACAGGGAAGAUGUCAGAAAGAGAAGUAUUGACAAGUACGCAACAAAUGAUGAUCACAGGGAAGAUGUCAGAAAGAGAAGUAUUGACAAGUAUGCAACAGAUGAUGAACAUAGGAAAAAUGUGAAGAAGAGAAGCGUUGAUAGAUAUGCAAUAGACACAGAGCAUAGGGAAAGUGUCAAAAGGAGAAGUAAACAAAAGUAUGAAAUGGAUGAUGAACAUAGGGAAGAGGUAAAGGCCAAAAGCAAACUGAGGUACAAGACAGAUGAAAUGCACAGAAUUCUAGUCAAUACUGCGAGUACUAAGAGAUACAGGGAAAAUGAAAAUUUCCGAGAAGCAAAGCUUCAAACUGCAGCUAAAAAGUACAAAAGUGAUGAAUCUUUCAGGUCGAAAAUUAAAGAUUCCAGUAGACAUCAAUACGAUUCCAGUGCAAAAAUAAAAAUGCAAAAAAAGGAGAUGGUAAAGAGUCAGAGAAAUGCUCAACGAGCUAGAUUGGAAAAUCAGGAAGAGGUAGUGAAAGAAUUUAAAGAAAAGGUUGUGCAAGGCAUUGAUUAUUCAUGCUGUUGCUGUGAUCGGCUCCUGUUUCAGAAUCAAGUUCAAAGAUGUGAACGAGAAACAUAUGCCAAGACUGAGCAGACAGCAAACAUUGCAGACCUGUGUAUUCAGGAUAAGUACUGUCACCAAUGCACAGAGUCAUGUCCAACGGACUGCAUUAAGUCAAAGUUAUGGAUUUGUUUUACUUGUCACCGGAAGAUCUUGAGCGGCAAUCUUCCAGCAGAAGCAGCAGCCAACAAAAUGGCCUUGGAAGAUAUUCCAAAGGAAUUGAAAAAAUUGAACAGCCUUGAGAAACACUUAAUUGCAAUACACAUACCUUUCAUGAAAGUCAUGAGUCUCCCUCAUGGUGGCCAGAAAAAUAUCCACGGGCCAGUUGUAUGUGUACCAUCAGAUUUGAAGAAAGUUACAAGUUUACCAAUGAAACCGGGAGAAGAUCUUCUACUUAGAGUUAAACUAAAGAGAAAGUUAAAUUAUAAAGGGUACAGUGAGUAUCAGUUUGUUGAUCCAAAGCAUAUAUGUGAGGCAUUGAAGUUCUUAAAACUGAACAAUCAAUGGUAUGAAGAUGUAGCUGUAGAUACAAGCUGGAAAGGACAAAUUGAAGAUGGUGAAGAAAUAUCAGAGCUUGGUGAUUUACCAUCAGAGUGUGAUGAUCAGCAGCACAUUGUGGCAGAUACUUGUUUACAACCUGUUGAUAUUGGUCAGGAGGUACUUGAUCAUUACUUUGAUGAUAUCUAUGACAUUGCUCCAGGAGAAGGCAAUAAUCCAGUAAGGAUGUUACAGGAAGAGGGAAAUGAGGCAAAAACAUUUCCAUACCUUUUCCCUAGUGGGCGUUUUUCAUGGAAUGACAAUAGAGAAACACGAAUAACACUGUCAAGAUACUUCAACAAUCGUCUUAUGAAUACAGACAUGAGAUUUGCAAAAGACAGCAAUUAUAUUUUCUUCAGUCAGUACAUGUCUGAUUUAAACCAAGUUAUAGAGAAGACACAGAUAUCAAUUAGGAAAUCAGUCAGAAGAUUAGGAAAUAACCAAACAGUGACAGCAAAUAUGGUACAGAACCCUGAAGUACUUUCCAAUUUGAUGAAAAGUGACGAGGCUUUGCGAUUCAUGCAGCCUAUACGUGGAACACCGGCAUACUGGUCAGCUGCACAGAAGGAUCUGUUUGCUAUGCUUCGACAGUUAGGAAUACCUACCUGGUUUUGCUCCUUCUCUGCUGCAGAACAUAGAUGGAAUGAUGCUGUCGCUACAAUAUUGAAACAACAAAAUGAUAACAGAGAGGCAUCUAUGUUAGACUGGUCUGAAAAAAAUGAGGUGCUGAGAAGUAACCCUGUCACUGUUGCUAGAAUGUUUGAGCACAGAUUCCAUGUUUUUCAGACAGAAGUGAUAUUUUCACCAUCAGAACCAAUUGGAAAGGUGUCCGAUUUUUUCCAAAGAGUUGAAUUUCAACAAAGGGGGUCACCUCACAUGCAUUGUUUAUAUUGGAUAGAAAAUGCACCAAAACUUGAGGAAGACGGAGAGGAAUCCGUAUGUAAUUUCAUAAACAAAUAUGUUAGUUGUGCAGUGCCCUCUGAGAAGGAAGAUUUGGAGCUAAGGAAUAUUGUCUUAGCAGUACAACAGCACAGCAAAAAUCAUUCAAAGUCAUGUAGAAAGAAGGGAACGGAAUGUAGGUUUAAUUUUCCUAGACCACCUUCUCUAUGUACAUUCAUCAGUUCUCCACUUGAGGAAGAGAGCGAUGCAGAGGCCACUGAUUUGAAAAACCAACAGUCAAUUGCUAAAGAAAUUCUAUUACAAGUAUGGAAUGAAGUGCAAGAUGAAGCAAAUGAAUCGGAAACGACCAACGAUAUUUUCAAUCAUCUAGGAUUGACACAAGCGCAGUACGAGGAAGCCCACAAAAGACUAGCAAAAAAAAGAACUGUUGUUCUUGAAAGAAAUCCAUGUGAACUCUGGAUCAAUCAGUACAAUCCAUGCCUUUUAAAAUGUUGGGAUGCCAAUAUGGACAUUCAGUUUGUUUUGGAUCCAUUUAGUUGCAUUGUCUAUAUCAUUUCAUACAUUUCAAAGUCUGAGAGAGAAAUGGGAAUGCUAUUGAAACAAACAAAAAUAGAAGCAGAAGAAGGCAACGAAUGUGCACGAACAACUUUAAAGAAAAUUGGUUCUGCUUAUUUGAAUCAUAGAGAAGUGAGCACACAGGAAGCUGUUUAUCGCGUAUGUAAUCUGAAAAUGAAAGAAUGUUCGAGAAAGGUAGUGUUUGUACCAGUGGGUGAAAAUCCUACUCGACUAACUAAGCCAUUGUCUCAACUAAAAAGAAAUCACAGGAAGGGGAAUGAUGAAAAUGUUGAGAAUGACGAUGAAGAAGAUGACAUUUGGAUGACAAAUGUAGUAGAAAGGUAUGAAAAUCGACCAAGUGACCCACUGUUUCAGAAUAUGUGUUUGGCAGAAUUUUGUUCUGAAUUCAGAAUACUUGCUAAAUCACAGGUUCCAAAGACUCGAAAUGAAAAUGUGUUUGAAUUGAAGAAUUCAAAGGGUUUUGUCCAAAGAAGAACUCGUACAAAGCCAGCUGUAAUAAGAUAUCCUAGAUUCAAUGCAGAGAAAAUGUCAGAGAAGUAUUAUCAAUGUCUGCUACAGCUCUUCUUACCUUACUCGACACAUAGUCAGUUGAAACCUUCUGGGUUUGAGCUUUAUGAAACAUUUUAUGAAAAUGGAUAUGUACGAAUAACAGAAAAGCAGAAAGUGCAGCCUGUGAAAUCAAUUGUUGACAAAAACAGAACACGUUAUGCUCAAAAUGAAGAUAUUAUUGCAGAGGCACAGGAAACUUAUGAAAAUCUGGGAGAACCAGAAGAUGCUUGGGCAAACCUUUGUCCAGAGACAGAGUUAAUGAGACAAGAAUGUUCUGCCGAGAGAAAUGAAGAUCUUGAUUUGAAUGAAACGGAAGAUCUGCCCGACAUGCAAACAGAAAGCAGUUCAGAUGUUCUUUACAAAGUUCAACAGAAUACACAAUCAAGGGAGGAGACAAUGCAGAUCCUGCAAAGUUUAAAUGAAACACAAAUGAAGGUGUUUUACAUAGUACGGGAAUGGUGUUUGCAAAAAAACUUUGGAGAAAAAACUGAUGCUCUGCAUAUUUUUAUAACAGGUGGAGCAGGAACAGGCAAGAGUCAUCUUAUCAAAGCCAUACAUUACGAAGCAUCACGAAUACUAGGGAAAAAAGUGACGUCUCCUGACAGUGUUUCGAUACUACUUGCAGCUUUCACUGGAACAGCCGCAUUCAACAUUGGAGGAAACACGAUCCAUCAUUUAUUUUCAUUGCCAAAAUAUAUGUCUCUGCCAUAUGAACCGUUGAAAGAACAGAGUCUUAGUGAAAUGAGAGUUCAGCUUGGAGAUCUGCAAAUUUUGGUUAUUGAUGAGAUUUCAAUGGUGUAUAAAAGAUUAUUAUACUAUGUUCAUGAGAGACUUGUACAGAUUAAAAAAUGCAAGGAGCCAUUUGGAGGAGUAUCAGUGAUUGCAGUUGGAGAUUUCUACCAACUUCCUCCUGUAAAACAGCGUAAAGAUGAAAGACUGUACAAAGACAAUGUUCUUUAUCCUAUUGAUUAUUGGAUUGAUUUGUUCAAAGUAGUGGACUUGACUGAGAUUAUGAGACAACGUGAAGACAUUCCAUUUGCAACAGCACUGAAUUCACUUCGAACAAGACUAGUAAAACAACCACUGGAAGAGGAAAUUAGUUCCAUCUUGAAUGACUGUGUAAGGGAGGGACCAGAGAAUGUUCUCCAUGUCUAUGCAACAAAUGACGAAGUCAAUGCCUAUAAUUUGACAAUGCUUAGGAGGACUUGUUCAGACCUUGUUGAGAUUGAUGCUCAAGACUUUACGAAAGAUCGAACAACAGGCAAACUAAUCUUAAGAGGCAAACCAAUUACAAGGUCCAAAACAGACAAUCUUUCUAGCAGUUUGUUAAUGGGGGUCAGUGCAAGAGUCAUGCUCACCAGAAACUGCAAUGUGGAUGACGGUCUUGUAAAUGGAGUAAUGGGACACAUUUCUCAUUUUGUGUAUGGUCAGAAGCAUGCUGCAAACACUGUUAUUGCAGUAGGAGUAAUAUUUGACAAUGUCAAUGUUGGGAAAAAGUCAGGGGAAAAAACAAAACAUGGAAACAUUGUUCUAAUCGAAAGAGUUCAAGAGGAAAUACUAGAACAGAAAACAAAAAAUAUAGUACGACAUCAGUUUCCAUUACGCUUGUCAUGGGCAUGUACUUCUCACAAAGUACAAGGAAUGACAGUGGACAAGGUUGUAGUCAAUUUAGAUAGGACAUUUUCUCCUGGACAAGGAUAUGUAGCGUUGAGUAGAGUGACAUCAAAAGAGGGAUUAUUUAUUGAAACGAACGAUGUGGAAUCGUUACAGAAGAAGAUAUACGCUGACCCAGAAGUCAAAGCAGCCUUGCAAGAGAUGCCAAAAUUAGCACUUCCAAACUUUGAUAAGUUUGAACAAGGCAUAUCAAUUUUCCUUCACAAUAUUCAAAGUCUCAACAAACAUUUUGAAGAUUUGCAAAAAGAUAUUCGAUACAGGAAUGCGGAUAUCAUCUGCCUAACAGAGACGUGGUUGAGAUCUGAACAAAAUGUUAGUACGUUUAAAAUAAAGGGAUUUAAUUUUCACCAAGUAGCUAGAAGAGAUGCAUAUGAUGACAGCAAUGCUCAAGUUUUACAAUUGCGUGCAUCAAAGGGUGGAGGUGUGGCCGUCUACAUUAACGAAACCGGACAGGAAAAUGUUGUAUGUUCACUUCCUGUAAAGAAUGUGGAGGCCAUUUGCGUUAAGUGUCUUUUAAAAGAUAUGGUAGUUUUGACUGUCUAUCGCCCAAAUUCUUUGGAUGUUACUCAGUUCUUAAUGCAAUUUGAAAAAGUGGUUGCACAUUACAGGUCACAGUAUAAGUUUCUUGUUUGUCUUGGAGACUUUAACGAAGAUGCGAGAUCUUCAGGGUCUAUUCAGACCUUUAUGCUUAAUCAAGGUUUUAAGCAAAUGGUUGAUUUCAAUACGACAGAAGGGGGAACUAUCCUUGACCAUGUAUACUUGUCAACAUCUUUACAGGCAAAAGUGGAAAAAAUACCAACAUACUACAGUUACCAUGAUGCAUUAAUGGUAACAAUCAUAACAGACAUAGAGAAAUGCAUCUAA